Egretta garzetta (little egret) is the source of this 1311-nucleotide messenger RNA. RefSeq names its product La ribonucleoprotein 6, translational regulator (gene LARP6). Gene Ontology annotation, cellular component: nucleus. The record is from RefSeq and is a predicted model, not a curated record. The transcript is spliced from 3 exons. Gene Ontology annotation, molecular function: mRNA binding. The coding region runs from base 1 to 1311 and encodes 436 amino acids. Gene Ontology annotation, biological process: RNA processing. NCBI's taxonomy places the organism in Eukaryota, Metazoa, Chordata, Aves, Pelecaniformes, Ardeidae.
AUGCAGCUUGAGAAAUCACAAUUGUGUCAAGUUGGAAUAUUCAUUCACUGUGGUGGGGAAAAUGAUGAUGACUCUGACCAGAACUGGAAACCACCAGAAAAUGACCUGAUCCAGAAGUUAAUAGCACAGAUUGAAUAUUACUUCUCAGAUGAGAACCUUGAAAAAGAUGCCUUCCUUCUAAAGCAUGUGAGAAGAAAUAAGAUGGGCUAUGUCAGUGUUAAGCUCCUUACUUCUUUUAAGAAGGUAAAACACCUUACCCGUGACUGGAGAAGCACAGCCUAUGCACUGAAGUACUCGGACACUCUUGAGCUCAAUGAUGAUAACAGAAAGGUUAGAAGAAAGACUCCAGUUCCAGUGUUUCCAAGUGAAAACCUCCCUACCAGGAUGAUACUGGUGUAUGAUAUCCACAUGACUUCUGAGCUGCAAGCUCAUAACAAACAAGAAAAUGGAUGCAUGCAAGAAAGGAUAAUGGAGCAUCUCCUCAAAGCCUUUGCAACUUUCGGUGUAAUUUCAUCAGUUCGUAUUCUCAAGCCUGGUCGGGAUCUACCACCAGAGAUCAGGAGGGUCAGCAAUCAGUACACCCAACUGGGAACUCAGGAAUGUGCAAUUAUAGAAUUUGAAGAAGUAGAUGCUGCUGUACGUGCUCAUGACUUCAUCUGUGCAGAAAACAAAGAGCCUGGGAUGAAAGUUGUCCUAAUAGGUGUGAAACCUCCAAAGAAAAAAGUUCCCAAAGACAAGAACCGUGAAGAAGGUACCAGCAAGAGUCUUAAGAAGGGUAGAUCCCUUAAUAAGAGAGUGGAGGAACUUCAGUUUGUUGGUGAUGAAUCUUCAGCCAAUAGCUCUUCUGACCCAGAGAGUAAUCCUACAUCGCCACUGUCGGGACGCAGAAGUACUGCAACAAAAACUACGAGUAACUUGAGCCCCGUCAUUCACCCCAACAACCAUUUGAGUCCCAAUGUGUCACCCAGGUCGAGUCCUUGGAACAGUCCAUCUUCACUAAGAAAAGCAACCAAAAAAUCUCCACUGGCUGAAGACAGCAAGCUUAAUCCCAGCACUAGCCCUGAAGUUCUAAGGAGAUGUACCGAUUACUCCUCAGACAGCAGUAUCACUCCUUCUGGUAGCCCCUGGGUACAGAGAAGAAAAGCUCAAACUGUAAUGCUAGAGAAGAGUCCGGUCAGUAGCCCCAUGUUAGCUCAGAAAAUACAAAAUGCAGAUGGUCUUCCUGUAGGAGUGCUGCGGCUGCCGAAAGGUCCGGACGGCACUAAAGGAUUCCACAAUGGAUGUGAAAGGAGGAGGGCUAACAAAGAAUGA